AACGCAUGCGUUGCAAAGAGUCUGUAAGAGAGCAAUAAUUUCAGGUUGUUUGCUGUCGCAUAUCAGAAACAUUCCAAAAGGAUUGUUUAAUAGUUCUACGAGUCUGUGAUUUUUCAAAGAUUUUUGUAAGCUGGAGUUUUGUUAAAAGUGUGGUGCAUUAACAAAUUGUCAAUUGUGUUAAGUGGUCUUAGAACAUUUUGAUUUUCGGUAUUUAUCGUCAUUAUUGCCGAAAUGGAGUGAUCAUAAGAUUACUCAUAACUGUCAACAUAUGGUUUAGCGAUGAGACCCAGCGAUUCCAUCUGGUUAACAUCAAUCGUAGUGUUCAGCUGCAUCGUCAUCCCCCAAUGCUCAUCGCGGGUUCUGGGUGAACUGCAGCAGCAAGCAUUCCGCAUCACCCCCAACGAUGUGGAAGCCCACCAAGGCGAUGAAGUGGUCCUGCGAUGCGAAAUCGAACGCCUUGCCGGGCGAGUCCAGUGGACCAAGGAUGGUUAUGCGCUUGGUUUUAGCAACGAGAUUCUCGGCUAUCCACGCUUUUCGCUGAAUCAGAACCACAGCACCGGAGUGUUCAACCUGCGGAUCACCAACGCUUCGGUGGAGGAUGCCGCCAGCUAUCAGUGUCAGGUGGGACCCGCCAAGCACAAUCAACCGAUCCGGGCGGGAGCCAAACUGACGGUUUUAGGAUCAUUGAAAGCUCAUCGCAGUGGGCACCACUGGAAUUAAAUUGUCGAAGUUUUACUGGGAAUCGAGCAAAAGAAAAGUGUAUGAAAGUUUUAAAUAAAACCAGUAGGAACAGUGAUUCACUUGA
Aedes aegypti (yellow fever mosquito) is the source of this 805-nucleotide messenger RNA. Its product is annotated as kin of IRRE-like protein 1. Gene Ontology annotation, biological process: cell-cell adhesion. Gene Ontology annotation, cellular component: cell-cell junction. Lineage: Eukaryota; Metazoa; Arthropoda; Insecta; Diptera; Culicidae. Bases 280 to 720 code for a protein of 146 amino acids. Gene Ontology annotation, molecular function: cell adhesion molecule binding. The transcript is spliced from 4 exons. The record is from RefSeq and is a predicted model, not a curated record.